AUGGCCGGUUGGAAGAAAUACGCACGAAUAAUUUUGCCUCAUGUUGGCCUCAUUAUCCUGUCGUUGCUGUACAUAAUCGGCGGUGCUUUUGCAUUUUAUCACUUGGAACGGCCGAAUGAAAUCGCAGUGAGGCGCGAGAGCCUGAAGGAAGUCUAUGCCCAGCGAAAAUUAAUGCUCGAAGAACUGUGGGCUGUUUUGAAUGACAAUUCGGUCUCAGAUGGUAUGUUCGGAAAAAAAGAAUAG
Gongylonema pulchrum is the source of this 243-nucleotide messenger RNA. The record is from the annotation of a GenBank genome assembly. Lineage: Eukaryota; Metazoa; Nematoda; Chromadorea; Rhabditida; Gongylonematidae.